CGUCACCAACACGCCCAAUAGGACGCCUUUAAUGAGUCAAUUCACCCACCCCAGCAGCAUCAUAUGGUUGAACUUUGAUAACUAGACAUUUACUGAUGCUGACAUAUACGAUAUAUAAAGUGUAGUUUAAAAAUAUAAAAGGCUUCGAAGCCGCAUAUCAUGAUGUAUUCUAGCAUAGGCACAAGUCGUUCCCCUGUACUAUAUUUAAUUUCAUAGGCUCAGCACAAGCGAUCAUCUUACCUUGGGAGUUUUCCAUGAUGGCAGACAUCAAACCGUAUACGAUCGCGGUCGAUGACCAGCGCUUAAAAGAUUUAAAAACUCGGUUAUCUCUUGCCAAAUUCCCUGAUGAACUUGACGACUCUGGUUGGGACAUGGGGUCCCCUCUUGCCGACGUCAAGAGAUUGUCAAAAUAUUGGUUAGAGACAUACGACUGGAGAAAAGCAGAAAAGGAACUGAAUAAACUGCCGCACUUCGUCACUGAUAUUCAAUGUGAUGGGUUUGAGCCUCUAGCGAUCCAUUUCAUUCAUGUUCGUAGUGAGGUCAAGGGUGCUAUCCCGUUACUUUUCAUCCACGGCUGGCCAGGUCACUUUGAGGAGGUUCUGAAGGUCUUAAGACCCCUCACUGAAGGUGGUGAUGGGGUCAAAUAUCCAGCAUUCGAUGUCGUCGCGCCGUCAUUGCCGAACUUUGGCUUUUCCGAGGGCCCCAAGAAGCGAGGCUUUGCUUUGGAGCAGUACGCCGAAACCGUGAAUAAGCUCAUGUUGAAACUAGGAUACAACGAAUACGUCACACAGGGGGGUGAUUGGGGUUGGGGUAUUAGCAGAACACUCGCGCAUCUCUUCUCCAAGCAUUGCAAAGCGACACAUCUCAACAUGGAUUCCGCCAAUCCACCUGAAUUCCUCAAAAACCCACUCCUUGCUAUACAACAUGCUCUGACACCAUACAACGCCCGAGAGAAACACGGUGUCACUCGUUGUGCAUGGUUUGAUAAAGAAGGGAGAGGCUACAACUUAGAACAAUGCACAAAACCUCAGACGAUCGGAUAUGCGCUUGCGGAUAGUCCAGUGGCUCUUCUAGGCUGGAUUUACGAGAAGCUUCAUGACUGGACGGACUCGUACCCCUGGACUGACGACGAAGUCUGUACUUGGAUUAGUAUAUAUUGGUUCAGCACGGCAGGGCCUGCCGCCAGCUCACGGAUUUAUUACGAGUCGAACCACAAUGUCGAUGGUCGGAUGGAUAAGAUGGACAAGGAGAGAAUGAGGACCUGGUCACCGGGCGUCAAGCUUGGUUUCAGCCACUUCCCUAUGGAUAUCUAUGUCUUGCCUAGCACGUGGGUGCGGACAUUGGGCAAUGUGGUUUUCGAAAAGGAGCACGAUGGUGGUGGCCACUUCGCCACCUGGGAACGACCUGACGAUAUUGUCACCGACGUCAGGGAGAUGUUUGGAAAGGGUGGGGGUGCCUUUGGUGUUGUAAAGGGGGCCACGGGAUAUACUUCGUAACUGGCUAGCUGACUUGAUGUUGCAUGAAGUUGCUAUUUGAGACUUGGCGCUAGGUUUCUCAGCUGGAUUUAGUUCAUUGUUGGUUGGCAAGUUGUGAGAUGAUCAUCGGUUAACAUCAACAAUUCUAGGAUAGUUUAAAGACAGUUACACGUAUAGUCAUUUAAGGAUUGUUAAGCUAAAGUUAUAGUGAUAUGAUGAGUU
Molecule: messenger RNA, 1697 nt
Organism: Hypoxylon trugodes
Lineage: Eukaryota; Fungi; Ascomycota; Sordariomycetes; Xylariales; Hypoxylaceae
Product: alpha/beta-hydrolase
Exons: 4
Coding region: 255-1496 (413 amino acids)
Biological process (GO): epoxide metabolic process
Molecular function (GO): epoxide hydrolase activity
Source: RefSeq, a predicted model, not a curated record